GUCGUCCCUGUGACCGGCUCGGCGGUUCUAUCAUUUGUCGCCAUGUUGUCGGUCGCCGCCCGCUCAGGCCCGUUUGCACCGGUCCUGUCGGCCACGUCCCGCGGGGUGGCGGGUGCGCUGCGGCCUCUGGUGCAGGCCGCAGUGCCCGCCACCCCGGAGCCGCCUGUGCUGGACGUGAAGCGACCCUUCCUGUGCCGGGAGUCGCUGAGUGGCCAGGCCGUGGGCCGGCCUUUGGUCGCCUGCGUGGGCCUCAAUGUACCUGCUUCUGUUCGUUAUUCCCACACGGAUGUCAAAGUGCCUGAUUUCUCUGACUAUCGUCGCUCUGAAGUGUUAGAUAGCACAAAGUCUUCAAAAGAGAGCAGCGAGGCUAGAAAAGGUUUCUCCUAUUUGGUGACUGCAACAGCUACUGUGGGUGUUGCAUAUGCUGCCAAGAAUGUUGUCUCCCAGUUUGUUUCCAGCAUGAGUGCUUCUGCUGAUGUAUUGGCCAUGUCGAAAAUUGAAAUCAAGUUGUCUGAUAUUCCAGAAGGCAAGAACAUGGCUUUCAAAUGGAGAGGCAAACCCCUGUUUGUGCGCCACAGAACCCAGAAGGAGAUUGACCAGGAAGCUGCUGUUGAAAUGUCCCAGUUGCGGGACCCACAGCAUGAUUUGGAUCGAGUAAAGAAACCUGAAUGGGUUAUCCUGAUAGGUGUUUGUACUCAUCUUGGUUGUGUACCCAUUGCAAAUGCAGGAGAUUUUGGUGGUUAUUACUGCCCUUGCCAUGGGUCACACUAUGAUGCAUCAGGCAGGAUCAGGAAGGGGCCUGCGCCUCUCAACCUUGAAGUUCCCUCAUAUGAGUUCACCAGUGAUGAUCUAGUGAUUGUUGGUUAGAGACUUUGAACUAAAGUUCUAGGCUGCUUUCAUUUUUCAUGUCACCUCAGAAGAGUUGAGGGCAAGCCUCCUGUACUUCUAAGUUGGUUGAUUUGAAAUAUUUAAGGAUUGUUAAUAAUGUACUUGCAAAUGUGAAGUAAAUUGAAUCUAAUGUUGAGUACUUACAAGCAUUCACUUAAUAAAGCUACUGUUAAACAUUGUUAA
Molecule: messenger RNA, 1071 nt
Organism: Marmota monax (woodchuck)
Lineage: Eukaryota; Metazoa; Chordata; Mammalia; Rodentia; Sciuridae
Product: cytochrome b-c1 complex subunit Rieske, mitochondrial
Exons: 2
Coding region: 43-867 (274 amino acids)
Biological process (GO): mitochondrial electron transport, ubiquinol to cytochrome c
Cellular component (GO): membrane
Molecular function (GO): quinol-cytochrome-c reductase activity; 2 iron, 2 sulfur cluster binding
Source: RefSeq, a predicted model, not a curated record